Messenger RNA from Chara braunii, 3174 nucleotides. NCBI's taxonomy places the organism in Eukaryota, Viridiplantae, Streptophyta, Charophyceae, Charales, Characeae. The record is from the annotation of a GenBank genome assembly.
GAGCAGCCAUAGCUGCUUUGUGUUGUUCUUUGCACAGCAGGGCGAUGCCCUGGUUGUUUGCCAUAGCCUCGCCCUUGGAGGAAGGAGGAAGAAGGGCGGCCAUGGCUAUGGUGGACCUCAUGUGAUACCUGCAGUAGAAGAGGGGUUCAGACAUUGAUUCUGGUUCAGCCAUUCAACAUUAUUAUUAUUGUUUCUUGAUUGAAUAAGAGGGGAGGAGAUAAGGAGGAGGAGAGUGGUUGGCGAAGAAGAAGAGCAUUAUCAUUGGUCUAUGCUGGUGUACAUCAUCUUCUUCUUCUUUCUUUCUUCUUCUUCUUUCUUUCUUCUUCUUCUUUCUUUCUUCUUCUUCUUCUUCUUUCCCUGGCUCUCCUCUCAAGUUCAUUCAUUUUUUUUCGCAAUAGGACGGCAUUGUACUUUCUGAUGAGUGUGUACUUCGAAAUUGUCCAGGUUCAUAACAUUGGUAUCAGAGCAGAUUCUACUUGCUGGUGAGAGUUGACUUAUCCACCCUCACCCUAACCUAAGUGGUUAGGGCUGACCACUUAGGGUUAGGGUUGGUCCGAAGUGGGAAGUGGGGCAGCAUGGAUUAGGGAAGCUGCCCCCACCUGGUUAGGUCAUGUUGGGUCAACACUGAACCUGACCAGGUUGAUUGAGAGUGAGCUUGUGGUGGCGAGACACAUCAAGAGGACGUCAUGCGACAAUUUGAGAGAGGCGACAGUGAGAGGCACUCGCACCUGGAAUCUAACCUAAGUGAGACACUUGGUGACUUAAGCGCCUCCCUCAAUUGCGCGAUCUUGCGGGGGAGGUAGCCAUUCUGCAUCUACGGACUGGAAGUUGCUCCUUUGUUCUUCAGCAUCGACGGGGGAUCCGGCGUUGCACUUUGGUGUACGAGUCGGACCCUCCUAAAUGAUAGGACACUAGUGUAGAGGUAGCGAAUAGGGUUAGGAGGACCAUGUGAGGAAGGGGGGUGAGUUAUACCUCAUCUCAGAUUCCGGGCCACUCAGGUAAGUGUCGUGCACCUAAGGCUUCCCCAUUUGUGCGUGCAUGGUAUUGUUUGUCCUGUUGGGGUACUUGUGGGUCUCUUUUCUACUCUUCUUAAGUCUUGGUUGUGUGCAUUGGUGUGCAAACUGCUUACUAACCUGAUGGAUGUAGAGAUGAAGUAUCUUGCUUUGAAUGCCAUAUCUUUCUAUAAUGCUUUGUCUUUUCGUUCUGAAUGGAUGUAGUCAUUAGGUUCUCUUUUAAAGUUGAAAUUCAUUUUUUCAGUAUGAUAGAGGCAGAAAGUAGGACCUUGUGGCACUCGUCUUGCUUGGGACUUGGUCGCGACUUACGUGGGACCCAUUGGGACUCAGUGAGACCAGGCCCAAAAAAGGACCCCUUGGACUCAAAUUUGUUGACACGGGAUCUCGAUUGAGAUGUUUUGCGGAAUGAUGACGCACAAUCCGAUACUUGACCUGCACCUUAUACACCACUCAAUUCUCCAUUGUUGUAUGUUGUUACCUGUAGCCUGAUUUGCUGUACUUUGACGAUGCCGAUCGGAUGAAGCUCGACGGGACCUAGUACUUGGUCUGACGGGACUAAAACGCGGAGUCAUAACUCUUUUCUGAAUUAUCUUUAUUUUUUUAUUUGGUUGUUCUUUAGUCCAAAUAUUUUGCCGCUCCAGCUAGGAGUUCUACCUUCUCUUCUUUUGCUUUCAGUUUGUUUUUUUUACUGAAGUUCCUUUUAUGAUCAUCACGACGCGCGGACAAGAGAGAAGAGAGAUAGAGAGGUCAUGGCAACUGAAGGAUUUAGUACUUCCAACAUGGCACCAGCCAAGCUUUCUGAUAUUCUAAAUGCUCAAGUGGAUGCAGCGGAUGACGAGGAUAAAUCGUUGUACCAGACCCUCUAUCGGAAGGAAAUGGCCAAGGAGAAGAAGGAGGAAGAGGCUAAGCGGAAAGCAAUUGUUGAAGGUCUUGAGACCAUUUUGAAAACAGUCUCAACCAUGCCCAAUGCAAACGCUAAGAAAGAUUUGGUCAGACGUCCGACUGUGCAGGCUAUUCUUUCCUCGUCAUUUUUUCCAUCAGAGGUCAGAGUUGCGCACAAGUUCCUUUUAGGAAUGCAUAUGGAGCUGUCAAAGCAGGCAUCCCUGCAAUACAUCUAUGAGAGGGUGAAAAAUGGAGAUCUGAUGGCGAUGAACCUUGAGGCAGUCCAUCUGUGCAUGCCAUCAUGCAUCGCUCUUCUGAAUCUCUUUGAUACGAAUCUCGACAUCGAUAAAGCCAGUGUAAUCAUAGAGGGCCUGCUUGCAGCAUCCUCGAGAAGAUCUGCAAAAAAGCUGCUACUUCCUUUUCUGCGAAAGCUACUUCUGGUAAGUAUCGAGAAGAGGGAGGCAGGGCAUCUGGCGGAGGGAGGAAUGGAGGGAGGAGGUCAGGUGGACACGGGGCCAAGGAAAGAAGGGGAGGAAGGAGGUCGGGGGAAGGAGGAGGUCAGUGCGAAUCGGGCAGAGGAGGAAGGGGAGGGAGAAGAUCGGGGGAAGGAGGAGGUCAGGCGGAGAUUGGGCGAAAGAAGCCGAGGGAGGAAGGUCAGAGGGAGGUUGAAGAGGAGGCAGGUCAGAGGAGGAGCGGGAAAGGAGGGAGGCAGGGGAAGUAGGGAUGAGGCGGGGCAGAAAGGAGGCCCCAUGAAGGGAGGGGAGGAAGGAGAUCGGGGGAGCGAAUCGGGCAGAGGAGGAAGGGGAGGGAGAAGAUAGGGGGAAGGAGGAGGUCAGGUGGAGAUUGGGCGAAAGAAGCGGAGGGAGGAAGGUAAGAGGGAGGUUGAAGAGGAGGCAGGUCAGAGGGAGGUUGAAGAGGAGGAGGUCCGGAGGAGGCCGGGAGGAACGGUAGAGGAGGCAGGGAGAAGUAGGGAUGAGGCAGGGAAGAAAGGAGGAGUGAAUGCAGAGGUUGGGUGGUGUAUGGGGGGAGGAGGGAAGUGGUCAAGCGAAGGGGGAGGAAGGGAUACACACACACACACACACACACACACAGAGAGAGAGAGAGAGAGAGAGAGAGAGCUGUCUCUUAUACACAUCUAGAUGUGCCCCCCCGGUAAGCAAGGCAUUUCUAGGCUCAACAAAGAAAGUGUCGUAAUUACUAGUGGCUUAAGAAAAGACCAUGGUGUAUAGUAAUUUUGUUGUAGUUCAUAAAUGACAAAAAAUGAAGCAAAGCCUCAUCG